CACAUGCGCACGAUAUCAACAGAGUGACAAGAGAGAGCAGGAGUCUGAUGUUGCUGUCAUGGUCAUGGAAGAGUAUAAUUGAAAAGUGCGUGACUUUUGUCGCGUUCCCCUAUUAAGCCAGCGAAGCAGUUGUAGUUUUUGUCUCUCGCCCUGCGCUGCGGGCGGUGUCAGGUGUGUUGGUCGCGAUGGAUGCGCUGCAGAUGCUGGUGGAUGAAGUGGCUCUCGAAGGGCUGGACGGUGUUACAAUCCCUGCGCUCUGGCUCAGGGUGGAAAACCGGAUUCCCAAAUUCCCUCUGAACCUGGACCCUGCAUCAAAGCAAUUUCUUUGGCAGUCUUUGGUCUGCAAUCCUGAAAUCGAGUUUUACGAGCUUCCGGAGAAGAGGCCGCCUCUAGUGCUGGUGGACAGAUUUAAGGACAUUGAUCCAGAAACUGGAAUUCAGGAGAUUAGAAGGGACAUGGGUUCGUCAGAAGACAUCUACCCUGUCCACAUCGUUUUUGACAAUAAACAUGGAAUCAAAGGAUCUUGUCGGUUCUUUAACGAGAGGGUCAACAUAACAUCUCGGAUAAGGAGUGCAGACUUGCAGCCGUGCUGUACACUAGAAGAUGCAUUUCAAAGGUGGGACGAGCGGCUGGUGCUGGUGGCCUCUCAGAGGGUCCGCUUCCGCGCCCUGAUCGGCUGGGAGGGCGACCCGGACCUGACGCUGCCGGACUACUCCUACUGCAUCCUGGAGCGCCUGGGGAGGUCUCGCUGGCAGGGCGAGCUGCAGAGAGACCUGCACUGCAAAGCCUUCAAAACCGAUGCGAGGAAGUUGCACUACCUGAGGAAGGUGCUGGACAGAAACGGCCUGGUCACUCUUCAGUCACAUGUCAUCCGGCUGCCCAGUGGGAGCCAGCAGCACUCUGUGCUUCUUCUGCUAAAGAGGUUUCACAUCGACAGGAGGAGCAAGUAUGACAUUCUUAUGGAAAGAGUCUCCAAUGUCUUGGCAGCCAAACCUGAUAGAAUGGCCAUCAUGAAUGGCCUGAAAGAGGAAGUGGGUGUCAGUGAGAAGACCUUCAAGAGGAUGUACCAGUACAUGUGCACGGCAGGCCUGGCUCAGACUGUCACUGUGCCCCUGCAGGAGCUGAACCCCCAGGGGGGGCCGUGCAAGACAAAAAAAGGCACGGAUGUCACUGUGCGCUGCCUCAAGCUCCUGAAGGAGUACAGGAAGAAGGUGGAGGAUGACGAGGACGAUAACGAGGAGGACGAUGGCGUCAGGAAGAGUGCCCAGUCAAGCGGGCGGUUCUGGGAGAGAGACAUGCUCACUCAGGCUUUUGAAAUAAUUGAGAACAGAGGAACCAAAGGAAUUUCCCAGGCAGAAGUCAGAAGACAUAUGAAUAUUGGAAAACUGGAAGCGCGUAUGAUAUGUCGUCUUCUGGAACGAUACGAGCUCAUCAAGGGCUUCAUGGAGGACGAGGGCCGCCAGCGUACCACCAAGUACAUCAGCCGGACGCACGUGGGGCAGAGCAGCCUGAUCCAGCAGUUCGAGAAGGAGAAGGCCCGCAGCGAGGAGCUGACGACGGGCAGUGGCUGUGCGGCGCGGCGCGCGCAGCCCAAGGGCGCCCUCUCCCCGGGCCACUCCAGCGCGGAGGAGGAAGAGGAGGGUCCCGGGGCAACCGGCGGCAGGGCCACGCGGCGCAGAGUGUUGAAGGUCAACACCAGGUCACUCUUCCGAAAGUCCAGACGCCAUCAUGCUGUUCAGCACUCGACGCCAAAUAAAAAAUUAAAUAUACCUGCUUUGAAAAGACGACGUGAUAAUCUUGACUUGGCAGAAGCCACAAUAGGAAAAGAAGAUAUUCAUGCAACUCUGGAUAACUCUGACAUCAGCAUGGAGUUUUCUGAGCAAGCAGCAAAUCAGAGCAGCAGCUUUCAUUCAGUAGACAAUGAGGGGAGCGUUACUGUUAUUGAAGAAGUUACGAUGGAUCAAUCAAAGGAUCUUGAUGUAGUGCCAAAGAAGAAGUCAAAGUCUAAGUCUCAGGAGAGGCCCCAUGAGACAUACAGGCUGCUAAAACGCAAGAAUCUUAUAAUAGAAGCUGUCAGGAGCCUCAAACUGAUCGAAAACCUGUACACGUUGCAGAAAAUGAUAAUGGAUGAAGAAAAACAGGAUGGAGUCGUCACCAAAUGUUGCAAAAAGUCCAUUUUGAGACUUGUGCGUAAGCUCUCACAGGAGGGACUGCUGAGACUGUAUCGCACAACAAUCAUACAAGACGGCGUCAGUAAAAAGGUGGAGUUCGUGGUUCACCCCUCCAUUCUUCAAGAUGAUCCUUUGGUUAAAAGUGCCAUUGAACAAAUUCGAUUCCGAAUUUCUAGCUCUUACUCAGCUCAUCGAGUUAAACCUGGACUGGCUCAGACAGAGAGUGCCGAGUCUGGGCCUGCGAGAGACGGGGGAGACCAGGAGAGGGAGGGUCUUCCGACUCCCGAGGAGCUGAGGAAGGGAGAGGGCUCAUCGGGAGCAGCAGCCAGCAAGACUGAUGAGAAGAUGGGAGUCUCCCAGCUGAAGAACUUCCAGCCCACCAUCAUUCCAGGGCUAGGCCGGUCGCUGGGCUUUCAGCCCAAGAUGCUGAGACUGAGGCUGGUGCACUUGUUCCUGUGGUACCUCAUGUACGGCCAUCCUCUGAGGGACGAGAGCCAGAGCCCGAAGCCCCUGGCGCCGGAGGGGCGGGACGAGGAGCCGGGACACGGCAGCCCGGCCAGUCAGGGCGAUCCGCAGUCGGCAGCAGCCAGCCAGGAAGCGGCGUCGCAGGGCGUGAGCGAAGGAAAGGAGGCGGCUAAAGAAAGCGAGUGCCCUUCCGGGACUGAUGGAGGUGCUGAGAAAGAUCAGUCGUCCGUCGACAAAACUGUGUACGUGGACGAUCUGUCCUGGAAGAGGUAUAUUCCCCCCACCCCCAUCCACAGGGAGUUUGGCUACGGAUGGGCCCUUACAAGUGAUAUUUUGCUUUGCCUGCCGCUCUCCAUUUUCAUCCAGAUCUUCCAAGUCAGCUACAAGGUGGAUGGCUUGGAGGACUUUCUCAAUGAUCCCAUCAAACAGCAUUAUCUCGUCAGGUUCUUGCCAGGGAAGAUGAAGAAACAGCUUCUGUAUAAGAGGAAGUAUAUAUUUUCCUUUUACGAGAGCAUGCAACGUUUGUGCUACAUGGGGCUUCUCCAGUUUGGACCUUCAGAAAAAUUUCAAGACAAAGACCAGGUCUUUAUUUAUCUCAAGAGAAAAGCCACCAUUGUGGAUACCACCUCCUGUGAGCCACACUAUAACCUGGUCCGGGGAAAUCGCCCUUUUGAGAGGCGCUUUUAUACUUUCAACACCUUGCAGGAUGUGAAGAACUUCUGGUUUGAUAUGCAGUGUGUCUGUCUGAACACGCCCUUAGGUGUUGUCAGAUGGCCUCGGGCAAAGAAGAGCUCUGCCCCAGAAGACCAGAUAAACACUGCAGAUCCAGCGAUGGAGACCAAAUUCUCUGCUGAGAAGCAGUCCAGCAAAGACCUCUCUCGAAUGAUUGAACUGGCAAGGGGGAGCCGCGAAGUGACAGACGAAGGACUUAUCCCCGGGGACGGUCAAGGUGCCGCGGGGCUGGACUCCAGCUUCUUCAGCCACCUGAAACGCAACUGGAUUUGGACGAGUUACAUUCUGAACAAAACAAAGAGCGGUAGUGGCACUCUUGAUGGAAGACCUACACUGAGGCUGAAAACCUUUUUGAGGAAACAUCCUCUGCCUCUUUCAUUUGAGAGCAGCGUGGUGAAUAGAAUAGUGGAGUCCAGGCUCCUGGACGUCAUGAAAGAGGAUGAAGUUCUGAUUGAAAAUCAAUGCAGUGACACCAGAAACAUGCGAGUCCGUGGUGGGAGAAAUCAGAAGCGCAAGAGACUGAAAAAGAGCACCGAGAAAAAAGGGAAGAAAAAGACAAAGGGUAAGAAAGAAGAGAAGAAGGAUGCGCAGCGCCGCCGGCAGCCGCGCUUCCACGACGAGGCGGACCGCAGCGCGUUGCAGAGGAUGACGCGGCAGCGUGUGUGCUGGAGCGCCCAGGAGGACGGCUUCCUCAUGCUCUGCCGGGUCGCCAGCCACGUCCUCAACCGGAAGAUCAAGAAGCCUUUUGUCCCUUGGCAAGUUGUGAGAGACCUUUUGCACUCUCAGUUUGAAGAGUCUUUGGAUAAGACAUCUCUUUCAGUGGGGCGCAGAUCUCGAUACAUCAUGAAGAACUCUCAGACCUACCUCAACUUUAAAAUUUGCCUGGCUGAAGUCUACCAGGACAAGCCACUUGCUGAUGAAUUUGUGAACAGGAAUAAUGACUAUGAAAAUCCUGAGGUGUGUGCAGCAGAAUUCAAAGAGUUUGUUGAGGUGCUGAGGCAGAAAUUUAGUUCUUCCGCUGGAACUUCCGGUCUGAAAAUCCCAGAUACUAAAGAGGAACUCUUUAGAAGGUUCAGUGUGUAUGUUAUUGAAGAUGAAACUGAAAGAGAAAUCCAGCAAGACAUUCUGACAAGCCAGGAAGAUAUCCACGCCAUUGUGCUGAAUAAUCUCAUCCAGAGUACACUGGCACUUUCAAAUCUACAAAUGAAGUCCUGCCGCUCCUUUCAGACGUUCCACCUGUACAUCCAGUACCGGGACGAGGUGCUGUGCCAGGCCUUCCUGAAGUGCCAGCAGCGCGGGCUGGUGAACCGCCGGCGGGUCAGCUGCCGGUCUGGGCCCAAGAAGAGCCGGGCGCUGCCCUUCGUGCCCAUGUCCUACCAGCUGUCUCAGUCUUACUACAGGUGCUUCACCUGGCGCUUCCCGAGCUCCCUCUGCACGGAGUCCUUCCAGUUCCUGGAGAGGCUCAGGUCUGCUGGCAGAGAGGACAGAGCCAACACCUUCUCCUUCCAGGACCAGGAGGCUGCGGACUCGGAGCCCGGCAUGGUGGUCUUCUCCCUGGACGCCCUCGGAGGCCACUGCCUGGCCAGCUUGUCCCUCUUCAUCCUGGGCUUGCUCUCCGUGGAGGUGUCCAUUCCUGAGCAGAUUGUGGUGGUGGAUAGCACUAUGGUGGACAAUGAGGUUGUGAAAAGCAUGGGCAAGGAGAUGGAUGAGGAAGAUGAAGAUGAAGCAGAGGAGUGUGAAAGCAAGCGUAAGAUUGAGGUGAAGGCGAGACAGGCCUCCCACACGAACUACCUGCUGAUGAAGGGCUACUGCGCCCCAGGCAUCGUCAGCCUGCGGAACCUCAACCCCAACGACAACAUCGUGGUGAACUCCUGCCAGAUGAAGCUGAAACUCCGCUGCACUCCUGCCCACAGCCACUUCCUCCCCGCAGCUCCUUCUUUCCUGGAUGAGAUUGUCCACGGAGAGGCCUGCUUGCCCAGCAGCUUCACUCGGCUCCUGACGAGGAGCGACGAUUCGAACAGACUCGAGCGCUUCCAGUCCUGGUGCAUCGACCGCUGCGGCUACAGCCCCGAGGACCUCCAGGCGGUGCUCGACGUGUGCAGCGCGAUCGAAGACUCCCGAUUCUAUGGCUGCGACAAGCUCCAGCUGAGGAGGCGCUUUGCUGGCUUUGAGGAGAAGGGAGACGGCCGCACGAGAAGCUUGUGCCAGUACCUCGAGGACCUGAUCAGUUUGGAGGAAAUAAUCGAAGUUGGUGGCAAUACAGUGCGGCUGGUUGCAUUCAAGUAUUUGGAUCCUUGGGUGCUUCAUGUAAAUAACAGUAUAACGCCAAAGGAUAAGGCCGUUAGUGGGGACCCAUCGGGAGCCAGGAAGAGAAAACUGGAGGAGCCGUGUCUGGAGAAGGGCCCGCCUCCUGGGAAAGUGCCUCAUUUGGAAUCUGAUAGCGAAGUGACCGUGGAUACAGUUCAUUCAGAGGAACAAGGUCAGGACCAGAGCCUGAGGACGUCCAGCUGUGACAGAGCAGACCCUUCGCAGAGCACAGAAGAAUGUAACAACGCACCCCAAGCAAGAGGCAUUGAUGAGGAAAGUCAAAACAACAAAGAUCACUUGGGAGAUACAGAGAUGGAAGAAGGUAGCUCAGUUUUGGACGGUGCAGUGUCAUCCAGCACUGACCAGAUGUCCGCUUCACAUGAGGGAGCAGCCUCAAAACCGAAUGUUGGAGGUGGCCCAACGGAUGACGAUGACCCGUGUAGCACAACAUCGGAAACAGUGGGUGACAGGGGCGAGCGCGGGAGGGUGAGCUUCGUGAGCCGGCCGUGGCGGGUCGUGGACGGCACUCUGAACAGGCCGGUGUGUAAAGGCAUGCUGGAGGCCUUGCUGUUCCACGUCAUGAGCAGGCCGGGGGUCCCGGAGGGCGUCCUGAUAGAGCACUACAGUGGCGUUUUACAGCCCGUUGUCUUCCUGGAGCUCCUGCAGGGGCUCGAAGAAAUGGGCUGCGUCCGGAAGAGGCACAUCAAGAGGGAGGCUCAUGCCUCUCUUUUCUCAAGACAAGACUUUGCAGACCAGCAGGAGGAGCAGCUGCAGCCCGGCACCGCCUCCACUGUCUUUUACGAGCCCUCGGUGGACUGCUGCCUGCGACUGGGCAGAGUGUUCCCAUCUGAACCCAACUGGAAUAAGUGGGUCCAGUAAAGUCCUACCUGAGAUACAACAACACAUGGAAGGGGCACAGGAGACCACAGAAAAAUGGUCUGUCUUUAGUUUGCCGAAUAUGUAGGCUGUGGAGCUUCAUUAUUAACAAUGAUGGCUGGUUUAACGGUCAAGACGAAAGAAAGGGUUUUCAAAAAUUAACUUUCAUUAUGAAGUAUUAUAAGUCUUUUCUUUUCUUGUAAAUUAUAGUGUUACUUUUCAUCUAUUUUCAGCACUUUCUUUGCUGAAACAAUUAUUUUAUUUGGCACAAGCAUUGUUCAGAAAGCUGAGCUGUGAUAUUGUAAGGUGGGUUUAUUAUGUCAUUUAAUAUCUCUAGGAAAUAAUAAAAACACAGACGAGGUUUAAUGAUAGAAAUGUUUAUUUUUAUACAGUUUCAAAAAAUCUCUAAACUUUCUUAUGAAUAAAUUACUCAAUUCAAUUUGAAAACUUUUGAAUGCCUUUGUCUUAAAACACUGAUCAAUGAGCUAGUGUUGUACCCUCGAUAUUGCUACCAUUACAGUUUUAUUUUUCAAUAAAGAUGCCACUGUAAAUC
Molecule: messenger RNA, 7104 nt
Organism: Lepisosteus oculatus (spotted gar)
Lineage: Eukaryota; Metazoa; Chordata; Actinopteri; Semionotiformes; Lepisosteidae
Gene: gtf3c1
Product: general transcription factor 3C polypeptide 1
Biological process (GO): transcription initiation at RNA polymerase III promoter; 5S class rRNA transcription by RNA polymerase III
Cellular component (GO): transcription factor TFIIIC complex
Molecular function (GO): DNA binding
Source: RefSeq, a predicted model, not a curated record